AUGCAGUGGAAUAGGAAUUUCUGCGGGCUCGCCUUUAGCUUCUUUUUUGUUGUAUCGUAUUUCACGAAUAAGUUUGUCCUGUCGGUGAUGAAAUUCACCUAUCCGACCUUAUUCCAAGGAUGGCAGACAUUUAUCGGCGCGCUAUUGCUCCUGCUUUCUGGAAAGCUGGGUUGGGUGGAAAUGAGCCGCAUCUCCAGAUCAGCUGCCUUUGCCUGGCUUCCAGGCUCCCUCCUGUUUGUCGGGAACAUUUAUGCAGGCUCCAGAGCACUAUCACUUCUCGAAAUUCCUUUCUUUUUCACUCUACAGAAUUCAUCGCAUGUUGUGAGCUAUGCCAUCUCAAAGGCUGUUCAUAGGGAGAAAAUUGAGUGGGUGAAAUUCAUCAGCAUUUGUCUCAUGCUGAUUUCAGCCAUCAAACUUCCUGCCUAUGAUCCCCAGUUUGACUUCACCGGUUACAUGUGGGCCAUUGCUCAUCUAUUCUGUGUUGGGGCAUACCGAGUGUUUCAAGUCCACUAUAAAUCCAGUAAUUUGAGCGACAUUGAACAACAAUGCGUUAACUACUUGUUCAGCGUUCUGCUUCUCGGAAUGGCUGCUCAUCCAUCAGGUGACCUCACAAGUGCCUUGGAGUUCCCUUCGCUUCAGUCGUACUACUUCCGCGGGGGCUGCUGUGCCAGUGCCUUACUGGGCUUUUUGCUGCUUUUGGCCACAGUCAAACUAAAAAGUGGAUUAUCCCUUCAGCACUUUGCAGUGUGGAUUUUUAUGUCCAAGGUCACUGCCAUGUUCCUGUCACCUCUUAUUUUCUAUAUGGACAUGAACACGCCGUCGAUGAUAUGUAUGGGAGUCAGUCACGUGAGCGAGGCUGUGCUGGUAUAUUCUGAGAGAGAAACACAGUGA
Messenger RNA from Nerophis lumbriciformis (worm pipefish), 891 nucleotides. The record is from RefSeq and is a predicted model, not a curated record. NCBI's taxonomy places the organism in Eukaryota, Metazoa, Chordata, Actinopteri, Syngnathiformes, Syngnathidae.